AUGUCGCUGCUCAGCCCAGGAAGCGACGUAUCGUCCGAUGGGGCAUCUCGGUACUUGCCCUCCCCCUCGCCUGCCCCCUCGGCCGCAAGCUCCCGCACAGCUCCCUCACCUUCUCCGACCACAGCUCGCCGCCUGGCCAGCUCCAAGCGCCGUGCAGCCGGCUCAAAGGCUGGAUCGCGCACACCCUCGGGAUCCGUCUCUCCACCUCCACCAACGCGAUCGCAGUACCAGUCGUACUCGAAGCUCCUCACAUCGCUCGCGGCGCGCGAGGCGACUGAACUCGCCCCGCGUCUGGCCGGCAAGGGCCUAUGGGGCGCGCUGAAUCCGAACACGGGACCAGCAACAGGACCGACCUGGGCGACGGCCCCCGAUACCGCGACUGCGACAUCCGUGUUCACUGCAGCGAGCUCAUCUCGUGGUGGGUUUGGGCAAGGCGGGAGCGAGGACUCGGACGAGCUCAACAGCGACACGGGCGGUCCUAGCAACGCUGGCACACGAGCCGGCACACAGCCGCAGCUCUCUGCGCCGCCCACGCCGGCCCCAGAGGUCCAGCGUAUCCCUCUCGCUCAGCGUACCGUCACCGACACGGACAUCGCCACGCGCUGGCCACUACACCCGAUUGAGUUGACCAACGGUGACGGCGCAUUGGCCGUCGGUGCCCCGCUGCCCAGUGCCGUGUCCGAGACGACUGCGCGAGUGAUUCGGCGGCACAGACUCGCGUUGCCCGCGAGCGAGGGGAAGCUUGAACGCCGCCGCUUUCCGCGCCGUACUGAGGCCGGGCGCGAGGCCGACCGGAAGAGGAACCGAGAUGCCGAUAAACAGGCGAGCGUGGCGCCGUCCACCAAGUCGGAGACGGUGCUGGACGAAUACGACGACGUCGAUGCCGACUUUGCCAUUCCGGCGCAUUUGGCACUUGCCGAGCGCGUCGGCACAGCCAUCGACCGCACGCUCGCGGGUCUCGCGGCGUUCCGGCCGCCCGGAUACGCCUGGCAGCGUGACGAGCUGGACCAGAUGAGCUGGACCUCGGUCGUCGCUGCCGCCAGCAUGGUCGUGGACCGCGAAGUCGUGGAGCGCAUGAAUGCCCGCCUCACAGAUGUGUUUGCCCUGCAGCUCGGGUCCGAGGGACCAGCAGCACUUGACGCUGCGGCCGACACACUGCGUGCGCGUCUCGACGCGGCCGCCGAAGCGACAGCUGCACCGCGCCUCACCCGUGCCCAACUUGCAUCGGAACUGUACACUCUGCCACCAUACAAGAACCGCGUACACGAAAACGCCAGAGGCCGCAAACAGCGCCUUGCGACAGCAGCCAAGUCCAAGGCCCGCCUCCAAGCCCGUGCCGAGGUGGAUAAACUCAAAGACGAGAGACGCCAGGCGCGGCACAAGAAGAUGGAGGCCGCGAGGGAGGAGCGUAACCGCAAGACGAGGGAGAAGAGGCGUGAGCUGCGGCGUGCGGUCGAGCGCCAGGACGAGUAG
Apiotrichum porosum is the source of this 1473-nucleotide messenger RNA. RefSeq lists its product as uncharacterized. The coding region runs from base 1 to 1473 and encodes 490 amino acids. Lineage: Eukaryota; Fungi; Basidiomycota; Tremellomycetes; Trichosporonales; Trichosporonaceae. The transcript is spliced from 3 exons. The record is from RefSeq and is a predicted model, not a curated record.